AUGAUUCAACAACAGGACAAGGAGCAGAAAGUGGAGCAAGUAAUACAGGAAAAGAGACAAAUAAACCCAAUUCAAAUGGAGAAGAUAAUACAGGUAAAACAAAAAUCACCAAGUGAAACAAAGCAAAAAACAGAGUCAACAACUGGAGAAGGAACAGAUGGAACAAGUAACACAGAUGGACAAAAUCCAAAAGCAUCAACAAGCACCACUGAAGGAGGAGACAAAAAUGAAGCAACUCAUGGUAACAAUGAACAAGAAACAGGAACAAGUGGAGCUGGAGGAGAAGAAGGACAAAAGCAAGAUGAACAACAUGACAAAGGAACGAAUGACUCAACUAAUGAACAAGGAAAAGAGCAAAACAAUAAAGGUGCAACAACAGAUGGAAAUGGUGAACCAGCAACAAACAAUAAUAACAAAGGAGAAGAAGGAAAAAAAGAAGAAAAAGUAAAACCAAAAAAUGAAACAACCCCAGAUGAAAAAGAUACAAAAACAAAUAAUGACAAAGAUGAAAAGAAUAAUAGUGAAACAGGAACUUCAGAUAAUACAAAGAAUAAUUCAAAUGAAAAACAACAAACAACUUCAAAUGAUAAACAAAAUAAUACCACAAAUACUAAUUCUGAAAAUAAAAUGAAUGAAAAAUCAAAUAAUAACCAUGAUGAACAAAAUGAACAACAUAAUAUUGAUAAUGCUUCAAGUAUUUUCAUUCUUCUGUCUACAUUCACUCUAACUUUGUUAUUUUAA
This is a messenger RNA of Entamoeba histolytica HM-1:IMSS, 741 nucleotides long. RefSeq lists its product as uncharacterized. Bases 1 to 741 code for a protein of 246 amino acids. Lineage: Eukaryota; Evosea; Mastigamoebida; Endamoebidae. The record is from RefSeq and is a predicted model, not a curated record. The transcript has a single exon.